GAGAGAGGGAGGGAGAUCUGAGUACAGUCACGUUAGCCAUUAAUGGCGAAGUACGAUCUUAGCCGUUAGAUGUCCCGUCGCUGAAAAAAAAACAUUUUCGACCGUCCGAUUUCGCGACCCCCUUUCAUUGCUCCUCUCCUCUCGCUCUAUCUCCGUGUUUCAGAUCGGGUUUGAGGAGAGAAUCGAGCGGGUCCGAGUUUGGAUUUUGGAUCUUCUUCCGGUACUCGCUCUCAGGGUUUGAUUCAGAUUUGAGGAAGAUCUUCGGCUGAGGAAGAUAUAGGAACUGCUGGUUUCUAGGGUUUUGCUUUUUUAUCUUGAAACCUGUAUCCUCUCUUCUUUAUUCUAAUAGGGUCUGAGUUCAUGGUGAACAAGAUCCGGUUGAACAUAGUAGAAAGCUUUUUCGGUUUCUUCACGUAGUUGUGGAAGAAGAAUCAGUGAAAGAGCAGUUCGUCAAAUUCUAGGGUUUCGCAAAUUUUCUGGAAAUGGAAGGAAGUAAAGCUUAAAAAGCAGAAGAAGUCGAAGAAGAAGAAGAAGAAGGAGGAGGGAACUGAUGGAAGAUUACUCUAAGUAUACGCACAGUCCUGCCCAUCUCGCAGUCGCUCUUCGUGAUCAUGCGGCUCUAAGGCGAAUAGUGACGGGCCUACCUCGAGUAUCCAUGGCCGGGGAGGUUACCACCGAGGCAGAGUCUCUCGAGGCCGAGCUUCGAGCUGAUGCCAUCUCGGCUGUGAUUGAUCGCCGUGAUGUUCCUGGCCGCGAGACCCCGUUGCAUCUCGCUGUUCGUCUUCGAGACCCGAUCUCUGCCGAGAUCCUGAUGUCUUCUGGCGCGGAUUGGAGUUUGCAGAACGAGAACGGUUGGAGUGCACUCCAAGAAGCGGUUUGCACGAGAGAAGAGGCGAUCGCUAUGAUAAUUGCACGGCAUUAUCAGCCUCUUGCUUGGGCGAAAUGGUGUAGGAGGCUUCCCCGAAUCGUUGCCUCCGCAUCCCGUAUCCGUGAUUUCUACAUGGAGAUAACUUUUCAUUUUGAGAGCUCGGUGAUACCCUUUAUUAGCCGGAUUGCCCCUUCGGAUACUUAUCGGAUAUGGAAACGUGGCUCGAAUCUCCGUGCUGAUAUGACUCUUGCGGGAUUUGAUGGGUUCCGGAUUCAGCGGUCAGAUCAGACUUUUCUGUUUCUAGGGGAGGGUUACUCAUCUGAUAACGGGAAAAUGUCGUUGCCUCCCGGUUCCUUGAUCGUUCUUGCUCACAAGGAGAAAGAAGUGACGAACGCUCUGGAGGGAGCCGGUACCCAACCGACGGAAGCUGAGGUUGCUCGGGAAGUGGCUUUAAUGUCGCAGACUAAUAUGUAUAGGCCCGGGAUCGACGUCACUCAGGCCGAGCUAGUUCCUCACUUGAACUGGAGACGGCAGGAGAGGACGGAGAUGGUCGGGAACUGGAAAGCGAAAGUCUAUGACAUGCUCCAUGUUAUGGUGAGCGUGAAAUCGAGACGGGUUCCGGGCGCAAUGACCGACGAGGAACUGUUUGCUGUUGACGAAGAGAGGACGGCGACGAAUGGCGCUGAGAACGGUGACCUGGAAGACGUAUUGACGGCUGAGGAAAGAAUGCAGUUGGAUUCCGCCCUUCGGAUGGGGAGCUCCGAUGCUAUUGACGAUGAGGAGAACGAGGUCGUUGACUACCAUGAAAACGGUUCCGGAGAGGCUAAUAAUGGAUCUGUCAAGGAGAAGAAAAGCUGGUUCAGCUGGAGUAAAAAGAACGCGAAAACUGGUCAGGAUGAAUCCGAGGAUCCGAAACUCAAGAAAGGCUCGAAAUUAGUACCAGAAGACAGCAACCCGAAAGGGAAAAGCCUGAAAUCGGAGGAAGAAGUCGGAGGAGAAGCCAAGAAAGCGAAGGACAACAAAGGGGUAGCAAAGAAGAAAAAGAAAAAGGGCGGAACGGAUGAGGGCGCGAAGCACGAGAGUGAAUACAAGAAGGGAUUGAGACCGGUUUUAUGGUUAACACCCGACUUCCCGCUUAAGACGGAGGAGCUUCUUCCGCUUCUCGACAUAUUAGCCAACAAGGUGAAGGCUGUGAGGAGACUCAGGGAGCUUCUCACCACUAAACUUCCUCCCGGGAUGUUCCCCAUUAAGCUCGCGAUCCCCAUUGUUCCAACCAUACGGGUUCUCGUCACAUUCACGAAAUUCGAAGAGCUUCAGCCGGCUGAAGAGUUCUCGACUCCUCCGUCAAGCCCGGUUUUUCAUGAUGCAAAGUCUGAGAGCUCGACGUCGUGGAUCUCGUGGAUGAGAGGCAAUCGAGGCGGCCAGUCAAGCGACAGCGACAGCAACCGUUACAAGGAUGACGUGGUGGACCCUUUCCUCAUACCGCAAGACUACACAUGGGUGGACGCGGCCGAGAAGAAGCGCAGGCUCAAAGCCAAGAAAGCCAAGACCAAGAAGAACAAGAAACAGUCGUCUGCCUCUGCAGCAGAGGCCAGCGACCAGGCUGCUGCCCGGUCCGGUCAAGCUAGGGACGAAUGAUAAUAAUAAUAAUUGGCCUGAACCUUUUUUUUUACUGCGUUUCUUCCGGGUUUAGGGGUUUGUCUUCGGUUGGGUUCUCAGGGGAUGUCCGGUGAGAAAAGGCUGCUGGUUGUGUUGUUGCUAUUUGCUCUUUGUAAUGUCAUUGUUAUUUUUUUGUGAUAAUUGUUAAGGAACUCAAUUUGAUCGCA
This is a messenger RNA of Tarenaya hassleriana, 2694 nucleotides long. Its product is annotated as ankyrin repeat domain-containing protein 13B. NCBI's taxonomy places the organism in Eukaryota, Viridiplantae, Streptophyta, Magnoliopsida, Brassicales, Cleomaceae. The record is from RefSeq and is a predicted model, not a curated record. Gene Ontology annotation, molecular function: protein binding. The coding region runs from base 551 to 2506 and encodes 651 amino acids. The transcript is spliced from 3 exons. Gene Ontology annotation, cellular component: cytoplasm.